AUGGGUAGGUAUCCGCUUGUAUCAUUCAAUGAGAAAUGCAUCUUCUCCGUCUUUAAUCUUUAUUCAUUCCUGUUUUUUCUUCAGACUCUGCCACCGACCCGUCUGAGCCAACCUUCGGCUGCUCGAUUUGCGGCCGCAGAUUUAUCAAAUCCAGUUUGGUAAGAGCAUAUUUUACUAAUCAUAAAUUAUGUGUCAAAUGAUAGGAAAAACACGAAUCAGCAUGUAAGAAACUCGCGACACUUCAUCGCAAACCAUUCGAUUCUGGCAAACAGCGUGCGAAAGGAAGCGACAUCACCUACGCGGAUAUCAAGAAAGCACAGACCGAAAAAGCCAAGGUAUCUAUUAUUAUUAUUAUUAUUAUUUUGAAAUACUCCGUACAUUCUUCAUUUAUCAGAACGGUGGAAUAUUCCCACGUCCCCAAACGAACUGGCGCGAGCGGCACGGCAACUUCAUCGACGCCGUCUCUUCUUCGAAACGCGUGGACUAUGCUCUGAAAACUGGCGCCCCGUUGCCUCCUCCGCCAAAAACUGCGGUGCCCAGUGGUUAGUUCACUUUUUUGUUAUUCUCAGUCACACAGGUGAACAUUUUCGUUGCGAAAGUUCAGAGAAAAAGAAUGAAAAUGACGGUGUUGUUUGUUUCGUAAUUUUCAUCGUUUUUAAUUCGCUCGUUCACGUAAUGCUCGAAUGGGGUCUAACACCAACAAUAAUCGGGUAGCACGAUGCAGUGGAGCGUACGCAUAUUGCGCGCGCAAUUACGGACACUUCCAAUGCACUAAUCGCGGUUCCUUAGACUCUCUCUCUCUCUCUCUCUCUCUCUCUCUCUCUCUCUCUCUCUCUCUCUCUCUCUGUUAACUUGGUUCAAUGCUGUCUUUUGUCUUCUGAAUUCAGAGUUCAUUUCCAGACUACGUGCAGUGCGAGUACUGCAAUCGGAACUUCAACUCGGCGGCCGCUGAGAGACACAUUCCGUUCUGCAGGUGCUUGAUUAAUGAGGGGCUGAGGGAAAUUAUCAUGCAUUUCAGAGAACAAGCAGCCAGAAAACAAACGGGCAAUCUCAAAUCGUCGGCCGGCUCUCGAGGUCUCGCCACAAACUACAGAAGCCUUCCAUCUAAGCAUGAGGUGCAUCAAUUCCGAAUUCCUUGCUAUUCAAACACUUUUCAGGGGAGAAAACAAGAUCCGUCAAGUAGGAAUGGGUCGGCGGAACGUAAACCGACCACAAAAGGAAGGGAUGGAAGUUUGUCGAGGGCUCGUAAUGAGGAUUUCAAUGAAUUGUCCAAUCGGCGAAAGUAAGGGCAACCUUGUUGAUGUGAAAUUAGCGGCUUUUUCAGGUCUCUCGACACGAGGUCUAAUCUGACAACGGCUCAAAAUGCUUCUAGAAACACUUCUCUCUCGGCGGGAAUGCGUCCGUCCCUUCCACCAAUGACUCCUGCCAAGUAAUGAUUAAUUCCAUCUCAUGUUUCCUAUUUGCGUUUGUUUAGGAGAAGCAGUUCUGCCAAACGAGACGCUCAGCAACAAUCGUCCUCUUCCUCUUCCUCUUCCACCCAACGACGCCUGAAAACACCGUAAGUUGAAGACGGACCCGAAUGCUUAGUGUGGUGUGCAUUGCCGUUCCGUUUCAGAGUCCCACUGGCUAACCGCAUCAGUAAGAUGAGCAUCAAUCACUGA
Messenger RNA from Caenorhabditis sp. 36 PRJEB53466, 1661 nucleotides. NCBI's taxonomy places the organism in Eukaryota, Metazoa, Nematoda, Chromadorea, Rhabditida, Rhabditidae. The record is from the annotation of a GenBank genome assembly.